This is a messenger RNA of Penicillium daleae, 2601 nucleotides long. Its product is annotated as chloride channel protein. Gene Ontology annotation, cellular component: membrane; early endosome; endoplasmic reticulum. The transcript has 7 exons. Gene Ontology annotation, biological process: transmembrane transport; chloride transport; intracellular copper ion homeostasis. Gene Ontology annotation, molecular function: voltage-gated chloride channel activity. The record is from RefSeq and is a predicted model, not a curated record. The coding region runs from base 1 to 2601 and encodes 866 amino acids. NCBI's taxonomy places the organism in Eukaryota, Fungi, Ascomycota, Eurotiomycetes, Eurotiales, Aspergillaceae.
AUGACCUCGACACGCCCCUCCUCGACAUUUUCACGGUCGCCGUCGAUUGUUGCCGAGCGCCGGGACUUGCGCAGACUAUCUGGCCGUUCUCUUUCCUCGUCCGUUGACCCCGAACCUGCCUCCAUCAGUCAAGACGCCCAGGCACCCGCGAUCACGGACGAGAUCAGCGAGAUCAAGCGCUAUGAAGAUUUCACAACCAUUGACUGGGUUCAAGAUGCGGUCAAUGAACAGAAUGCUCGACGGGCCAAGCGACGGAGCGGCGGUGGGUUCUGGGACCAAGAAGGUGUCUUUGGCUGGCGACGGAAAGUACGCGAGUCCUAUGACGCCGGGCAGGCCUGGCUUGUGGUGACACUAGUCGGUAUGGCCAUUGGCCUGAACUCGGCUCUCCUAAAUAUUAUCACCGAGUGGUUGUCCGAUAUCAAGUUGGGACAUUGCACGACGGCAUUCUACCUGAACGAACAGUUCUGCUGCUGGGGUGCCGAGGGAGGAUGUCCCGAAUGGAAGCAUUGGACUUCAUUUUGGCUAAUCAACUACGUGGUUUACUUCUUUUUUGCGGUUUUGCUUUCAUUCGUCGCUGCGAUUCUCGUAAAAACAUUUGCUCCAUAUGCUGCGGGGUCCGGCAUCUCUGAGAUCAAAUGCAUUAUUGCUGGUUUCGUCAUGAAGGGCUUUUUGGGAGCCUGGACACUUCUCAUCAAGUCGAUUGCGUUGCCACUAGCCAUUGCAUCCGGCCUCUCCGUCGGAAAGGAGGGCCCUAGUGUUCAUUUUGCCGUGUGUACAGGAAACGUGAUCUCACGGUUCUUCGGUAAAUACAAGCAGAAUGCGUCCAAGACGAGAGAAAUUCUGACGGCAUCGGCUGCUGCUGGUGUGGCUGUGGCUUUUGGUAGCCCAAUUGGAGGUGUGCUAUUUUCAUUAGAGGAAAUGGCCAAUUAUUUCCCCCUCAAAACUCUCUGGCGCAGUUAUUUCUGUGCCUUGGUGGCAACCAGUGUCCUUGCGGCCUUGAAUCCCUUCAGGACCGGACAAUUGGUCAUGUUCCAGGUUAAAUAUGAUCGUACAUGGCACUUUUUCGAGCUAAUCUUCUUUGCAUUCAUUGGUGUCUUUGGUGGAUUAUAUGGCGCGUUCGUGAUGAAGUGGAAUCUGCGAGUCGCAGCUUUCCGCAAGAAAUACCUUUCUCAAUGGCCUAUCACGGAGUCUGUGGUUCUUGCUGCUCUCACAGCCAUCCUAUGCUAUCCGAACAUGUUCUUGAAGAUCAACAUGACUGAGAUGAUGGAAAUCUUGUUCCACGAAUGUGCAGGUGGCCAUGAUUAUAAUGGAAUUUGCGAUACUAAAAACCGCUGGUCGACUGUCCUGUCCUUGGCCAUUGCUACGAUUCUGCGCACCGGACUGGUGAUUAUCUCCUAUGGCUGCAAAGUACCCGCUGGUAUCUUUGUACCGUCCAUGGCUAUUGGGGCAUCAUUCGGUCGCAUGGUUGGGAUCAUGGUGCAGGCACUUCAUGAAUCCUUCCCAAAUUCGGCAUUUUUUGCCUCGUGCGAUCCGGAUGUGCCUUGCAUCACACCUGGUACAUACGCCUUCCUGGGUGCCGGUGCAGCGCUUAGUGGAAUUAUGCACCUCACAAUCUCCGUCACGGUCAUCAUGUUUGAGCUGACAGGUGCCUUGACAUACAUCUUGCCGACCAUGAUUGUGGUCGGUGUCACAAAAGCCGUUGGAGACCGAUUUGGAAACGGCGGUAUCGCCGAUCGAAUGAUUUGGUUCAAUGGUUUCCCAUUCCUGGACAACAAGGAAGACCAUGUCUUCAAUGUCCCUGUCUCGCAUGCAAUGACGACAGGCCCACUCACAUUGCCGGCUUCUGACUUCCCCGUGCGCGAAGCGGAACACCUGCUAAGCGACAACAAGUUCCAGGGCUUCCCAAUUGUGGAAGACCGCAGUACCAAGACUCUUGUUGGCUACAUCGGGCGCACCGAGCUGCGGUAUGCCAUCGACCGUGCCCGCAGCCAGGGUCUGGUGUCACCACGAGCACGAUGUGUGUUCACUCAAGAAGCUGCCGAGGCAACUGUCGCACAGCGCGCUUCUGGUUCACAGUAUCUACAAGCGCCAGACACGUUUGACGCAAUCCAGGCGAGUGUAGGCGCUGGUGUUGUUGAUUUCUCGCGGUACGUUGACCACACGCCGUUGACAGUACACCCGCGUCUUCCUCUCGAGACUGUCAUGGAAAUCUUCAAGAAGAUGGGACCUCGAGUCAUUCUCGUCGAGCACCGUGGCCGUCUGACGGGUUUGGUUACAGUCAAGGACUGCUUGAAGUAUCAGUUCAAGGUGGAAGCCGAAGAGCAUGCACUGGCCGCGACGAGCGCAUCCGAUUUCGCCUCCGCUCCGCUAGGUGGCCACUUGAGUACUCCUGCCCCGGAGACGUUGGAGGACCGGCUAUGGCGGCUUAUUCUUACGGUUGCUGGGUUCGUUAGUGGGUCGAUCCGGGCUCGUGGACCAGUGCGUCUGCAGGACCGGAACCGACCUGGGAGGCCAUCGGAGCCCGAGGAUAUCUUGGAUGGCACUGAGGAUGACGCGUUCGUGGAAUUGGAAGAGAGAGAAGACCGGCCUCGUGGUCGUUAG